AUGAGUUUGAACGAUUCAAGGACUACCCUGUUUGGUCCAUAUUCAUUUAUCAAUAUUUCAUGUGGAAAAGAAGAAAUAGAUGAUGUUCAAUAUGGCUGGAAAAACAUGGUUGAGGUGAUUUUAGUGACGAGAAUUGUUCAGAAUCUGUACAAAGUAAUUGACAUUAAGGAGUUGCAAGGUGAAAAGAUCGAUAUAAUUGUGUUGUCUACUGUAAGAUCCAAUUCUGAUGGUACAAUUGGGUUGCUUUCCAAUCCUGAGAGAGUUAAUAGAGCAUUUACAAGUGCCAGAGACUGUCUAUGGAUUCUGGGAGAUGAAAGAACACUAUCUAGAGGUACAAAUUCUUUCUGGAAAUUGAUUAUUCGUGAUGCGAAAGGACGGAAGUGUUUCUUUAAUGUUGAGCAACACAAAGACCUCGGUAAAUUUGUGGGAGAAGUCAAGAAAGAGCUUGAUCAAUUGGAUGAAUUGCUCAAUCCUGACAGUAUACUUUUCAUGAAUGCCAAAUGGAAGGUCAGCUUUAGUGAUAAUUUUGUGAAAUCAUUUGAAAAAAUCAAGUCAUCUCAGAAGAAGAAUUUAGUGAUGAACAUGCUAUUGAGGCUAGCAAAUGGCUGGAGGCCUAAGAGGGGUGUUCUAAUUACUUGUGAUGAAUCAAAACAAACUCUGAAACAAUGCAAGGUUAAGGAUUUGCAUGUAAUUUGUUCAAUUGACAUAGAGAAGGAACAAUAUUGGUAUGUUCAAGUCUUGAAAGUCUGGGAUGUGCUGCCACCUGUAGAUGUUUCUAAACUGGUCAAGCUUCUUGAUACCGUGUUUCUGACAUACGUCGCUGAUGAUCUUAAUCGUUGUAAGACCAAAUGUGUUGAAGGGGAUUUGGAGGUUCCUAUGAGCUGGGAAACCUCCCAUGAUAAUGUUUAUUAUGAAAAACAUAACCACAUUGAAGAAGGGAUAAGAUUUACUACUGAACCUUUUGAUUAUAGUAUAAGAAACCUUGAGGAUUUCAAAAUGACUGAAAAUUUGCAACUGAUGAAAUUCUACCCUUUGACUUCUGAUAUGGUGAGACACUUGCUCUCUGAUUCAAGUAUUGGUACAGAAAUGAUACUUCCUUUCAAACUAACAAAUCAAGAAAUAGAGGCUGUUCAUUUCGAUAGAACCUCCUUCAUUCUUGGGAGAUCAGGAACCGGAAAAACAACAGUUCUAAUUCGAAAGUUAUUUCACAAAGAGCAGUUAUAUCAUUUGACUUCAGAAGGUUUUCAUGUACUUGAUUCUUGUACUACAAAUGAAAAAAUUAAAGAAGAUGAUGAAAGUGUUAAAGAAGGUGAGGAGACUUUUUUGCGCCAGAUUUUUGUGACAGUCAAUCCUAUACUGUGUGGUGCUGUAAAAGAGCAUGUUGAAGGCUUGAAAAGAUUUGCUUGUGGUGGGAAAUCAGCUGAAAAUUCAGUCUCAGAUUCAGAUGUUCCAGACUCUUUUAAGGGUCUCCAUCGUAGUCUUUUCCCACUUGUUAUAUCAUAUCACAAGUUUCUCAUGAUGCUAGAUGGAACACUAGGGAAUUCAUUCUUUGAUAGAUUUCCUGAAGCAACAAGAGGUGCAACAUCAUUGGCCCGGGAGAAUUUUAUCAGAAUGAAGGAAGUGAAUUUUGACAAAUUUGAACAAUCUUAUUGGCCUCAUUUUAAUAGAAAGAUCACAAAGAGCCUUCCAUCAUCAAUUGUAUUUGCAGAAAUAAUGUCUUGCAUAAAAGGUGGAUUGCAGGCUUUGAGUUGUCAUGAAGGUAAUCUUAGUCGUGAGGACUAUAUUUCACUAUCUAAUAGGCGUAUUUCAAAUUUAGAUGAACAAGCAAGAGAACACGUUUAUGAUAUUUUCCUUCACUAUGAAAGGAAAAAGAAGAUGAAUAGUGAAUAUGUUUGGCUGAUCUUGUCACGGAUCUUCAUCGUCGACUUGGAGAAGGAAACUAUGAGGCCAUUGAGUUUGACUGAUUUGACAAUGAGGCAAAUUGCACUCUUUAAAUACAUAUGCAGAAAUGUGAAUCAUGGUUUUGUUUUUUCUGGUGAUACUGCUCAGACAAUUGCAAAGGGGGUUGACUUUAGAUUUGAGGACAUACGCCACCUUUUCUACAAAGAGUUUGUACUGAAAUCAAGAAGUGGCAAAAACUAUGUGAGAGGAGAGAAAGACUCGAUAGAUGUCUUGAGCCCUGAGACAAGCCACAUUAUGGGGGAAACUCCAUCACUGCUGGUUCAAUCAUGUAAUGAUAAAAUCACAUUCACUUCCAUGUUGAGUAAUGCUGGAGAUUGUGGAAAGAAGCUUGUUGGUUUUGGACAUGAUCAGGUUGUCUUAGUAAGAGAUGACAGUGUUAAGGAAAUUUUGGAAUCAGCUGGGACAGAGGCCAUUAUUAUGACAAUAUCCGAGUGCAAGGGCUUAGAAUUUCAGGAUGUCCUGCUGUACAACUUUGUUUCUUCAUCACCUUUAAAAGAUAAUUGGAGAGUCAUUGACAAGUAUAUGAAGGACAAACAUUUCCUUGACCGAGGAUCUAGUAGGUCUUCUCCAAGUUUUGAUGUGACUACGCAUAGACUUUUGUGUUCUGAGCUGAAACAGUUAUACGUAGCUAUUACUCGUACAAGGCGAAGGUUAUUGUUUUUUGAGAAAGGUGACAGUGAUGGGUUUUCCAAUCCCAUAUAUGACUAUUGGGAGAAAUUACGACUCGUCCAAUAUCAAACACUUGACCAUUCAUUUGUGAAGAAGAUACAAGUUCACAGCACCAAAGAAGAGUGGAAAUCAAGUGGAAAUGAGUACUUUAUUAAAAAGAAGUACAAGGCUGCUAAAGAAUGUUUUCAUAAAGCAGGAGAGACACUCUUAGAACAGAAGGCUGAGGCUUUUUUCCUCCGAGCUUCUGCUCAGAGUACAUAUAGUACUAAUUUUGAUAAAGCGGAGAUGUAUCUUAAUAAGGCUGCUAAAAUAUUUAAAUCUUUUGGCAUGUUUGAGCAAGCUGUACAAUGCUUUUAUGACUCAAAGAACUACGCAAUGGCAGGUUCAAUUUAUCUGGAACACUAUGGUGAGACUAAGCUACUAGAAGCUGGAGAAUGUUUUACUCGAGCAAGAUCUUAUGACCGAGCGGCUUUUGCAUAUGCCAAGGGAAACUCAUUCUCUAAUUGUUUGGAGUCAUGUAUUCAGGGGAAACUAUUCAUUAAGGGACUUGAUUACCUCAGCCAAUGGAAAGAGUUUGCAACUCUGAAUAAUGAUAUGGAAAGACAAAAAGAAGAAAUAGAAAGCACUGAAAUGAAGAUCUUAACUGGUGCUGCACAUACCUACAAACGUCUUGGAGAUAAGAUGUCAAUGAUGAAAUGUGUAAAGGCUUUCCAUUUUGAAAAUUCAAAGCGCAGUUUUUUGCGAACUGGAGGUUUCCUUGAGGAGCUCCUCCAAUUGGAAAUUGAAUUGGGCUAUCUUCUAAAAGCAGCAAAAAUAGCCAAGAGGUUAGGAAAGACACUGCAUGCAGCUGAUCUAUUGGAAAAAGCUGGACAUUUUAAAGAUGCAUCAGAGCUUAUAAUGUCACAUGUACUAGCAAAUUCUAUCUGUACACCAAGCAAAGGUUGGUCGUUAAAGCAGUUUCCUGGUAAAGAAGAGCUUUUAGAUAAAGCAAUGUCAUUGGAAAAUAGUGAUUCAAGCCACUUCUUUGAGUUUGUCUCUAUGCAGAGAAAGGUUCUGGUUGAUGAAAAGGUUGCAUUGUCUGAGCUGCUACAACUAUUGAGUUAUUUCAAGAGAUAUCGAAGUGCUGCAGUUGAAAAUUCAUGUGAAAGGAAAAUUCUUGAUCAUUAUCCAAGUGUUGCAGGUGAAAUUUUAUGUGAGAGGAAAAUUCUUGAUCAUUUUUUUGGUAUUUUCCUGAAUGUUACAGAUCUAAAGAUGCAUGCCGGAAAUGAAUUUCUUGAAACACUGGUUUCCGUUUGGAAUAACUGGAAGGAAAACAUUGAAAAGAUAACUAACUAUCUUUCCCAUGUUAGAUCUCAUGAUGAGUACGGGAACUUUUGUUUGAGCUACUUGGGAGUGGUUGUGAGUGUGUGUUAUGGAAUUAAGGAGGAUAUGUACCUCCUGCUUGACCCUAAUGCCAUUUGGGUGAAGCAAAUUAUCAAUAGGCAUCUGCAUCGACAAGGGAAGCUUGUUUUCUGUAAUGAUAAGCAAUUUUCUCGUGCUGCUAAAUCUUAUUGGAGUGAAGAAGUGAAGUCUGUUGGAGAAAAUGUGUUUGAAAUUCUCAAAGAAUGUUGGGAAGAUAAAUCAUUGCAUCUUUAUGGCCGAACUUUCGCUCUUACUCAUUUGAAUGGAUUUGAAAAUUCUCUUGAGUUUCUCCAAGAGAAAAAUCAUGAUGAAGUAUCUCAACACCUCAUCAAACUAUCUACAAACAUCAUGGGGACUGUAUUUCCUCUGGAUUGGUUAAAGCCAUUAACAUUAGAGAUGACAAAUCUGAGGGAGACAAAGGAAUUCAGAAUUUUUCUAGAAGAUAUAGUUUGUAAAACCAUUAGCUCACUUAGUCAUCUGACAUACGAGGCAAUAGGAAAUGUGGUUAUGACAAUUAUUGGGGGAUCUCGGAGAUUUUCUGAUGAAACUUACAAGAAAAUUUCUCUGAGGUGUGAUAAUGAUCCAUUUUGGAAAUCAUUUUUCAAAAGUUUUGUGCAGGUUUCCUUGACGUCACAGAUUAAAAAUUUUUAUAAAGCUUUGAAACACACUUAUUAUGCUGACUCUCUUGGUGAAAGGGACUAUAUUUCCCCAAGUAGUUUCAUGUACAUUUUUGAGCGUGUCCUGAUUAUGGUUUUCUACUUAAAGGGGUUCUUUUUUUCAAUCAAAACUUCUCUCUUUGAAUGGUUAAUUCACCAAGAAUGGAAUAAGCAUGAGCUAGCUAAACUUCAUUCACAUUAUGAAUGGCAACAAAUGUUUGUUGGUAGUCUUGAUAUUAUGGCAGCCAUUGUUUUUGAGCUUCUUUGUAACGAAGGCGAUGUCAUAACAUGGAUCAAAAAUUCCAAGCUCAGCUCGGCAUGCCAUCAACUGCUAGUUUUGAGACUCUUUGUUGCUUUAUGUUUACUCUAUCUGAACACUGGAAACUAUUAUGAAUUACUUGUUGAAUUGCUUGGCAGGAAAGACAUUACUUGUCGAUUACCACCAGAGUUCUACAAUGUUAUUCAGAAUCUGAAACCAGCAAAUAAUUUGGAUGAUAAUGCUGGUGUUCUUGCAGAAGCUUUAGAAAAAAUUGGGAAUCCUUUGGCGAUAGUGAAUUCAGGAAAAUGUUGUACUAGUUUUGAAAUUGAAGAUGCCAUCUUUGUAGACCUUGACGUUCAUCAAGGAAGAGAGAAGUUGCUUAGCUUAAUGCUAAGUGAUGUUUCAAGCAUUUUGUUUUGUUAG
This is a messenger RNA of Humulus lupulus (European hop), 5370 nucleotides long. RefSeq lists its product as uncharacterized. The record is from RefSeq and is a predicted model, not a curated record. NCBI's taxonomy places the organism in Eukaryota, Viridiplantae, Streptophyta, Magnoliopsida, Rosales, Cannabaceae. The coding region runs from base 1 to 5370 and encodes 1789 amino acids. Gene Ontology annotation, molecular function: protein binding. The transcript is spliced from 11 exons.